AUCAAAGAAAGAGUCAGAAGAUUUAUAUGCCAUUAUCUCAAAGCGCCAAAAUGAUAGGAGAGGCCGAGUUGAUUCCAUGUUAUCCUCUUUGAUGAGCAAAUAUGGUGGAGGCGAACCAUCUUCAGAACCGAGUGAAGAAGAAUUUGAAGCUGCUCGGAAGAAAAUUGAAAUUCGGAAGACGUCCAAAAAUUCAAAAGGUCUUGGUUUUCAAGAUCUUACAACCAGAAGGCUGUGCUUGGAAGAUGUCCUAGGUGUCAACUCUAAUAUAAAUUUUAGGAUUAGCAGGCACAAGAUUGAAACCCAUACCUUGGGCAAAGUUUUUCUAUAA
Ilex paraguariensis (yerba mate) is the source of this 328-nucleotide messenger RNA. The record is from the annotation of a GenBank genome assembly. Lineage: Eukaryota; Viridiplantae; Streptophyta; Magnoliopsida; Aquifoliales; Aquifoliaceae.